Theileria orientalis strain Shintoku is the source of this 543-nucleotide messenger RNA. RefSeq names its product protein kinase C inhibitor. The transcript is spliced from 4 exons. Gene Ontology annotation, cellular component: cytosol; cytoplasm. Lineage: Eukaryota; Apicomplexa; Aconoidasida; Piroplasmida; Theileriidae. The record is from RefSeq and is a predicted model, not a curated record. Gene Ontology annotation, biological process: D-alanine catabolic process. The coding region runs from base 1 to 543 and encodes 180 amino acids. Gene Ontology annotation, molecular function: adenosine 5'-monophosphoramidase activity.
AUGAUAUACAAAAUCGUAAUCAUCGUAUUUAAUUAUAUGAUAUUAGGACGCUGCUUGAGUGUAUCAUCUAUUUUAGGAAGGCUAGGAACCACACCACGAACAAAGCAUUUGAGCUACAUAACAACAAGCACUAAGAUUCCAACACGUAAAAGGUACAAUCACCAAGGGUUGAGAGAAAUGACGACAUCAGAUAAGGGGGAGGACCUGACAGUGUUCCACAAAAUAGUUACUGGAGAGCUCCCAUGCAAGAAGGUAUACGAGGACGACCUCAUGUUGGCAUUCCAUGACAUAGAGCCCGUGGCGCCGAAUCACCUGCUCCUUAUCCCAAAGAAUUUCGAUGGCCUGGCAAGUUUAUCAGAUGCAACGGAGAGGCACGAAAAGGUCCUGGGACACAUGAUGGUCAAGGCAGCACAAAUAGCGAAGGACAACAACUAUGGAGAUUUUAGACUGGUUAUCAACUCAGGAAGAAAGGCACAGCAAACAGUCUUUUAUCUUCAUAUGCACCUGCUUUCAGGAAGGAGCUUCAAUUGGCCACCAGGCUAA